Molecule: messenger RNA, 1128 nt
Organism: Onthophagus taurus
Lineage: Eukaryota; Metazoa; Arthropoda; Insecta; Coleoptera; Scarabaeidae
Source: RefSeq, a predicted model, not a curated record
UUUUUGGUUAUAAACCAGUCAAAUAAUUCAAAUAAAUCGCAAAUAAGUUAUAAUUGAAAGGCAACAAAUUCUUUGCUUCGUAGACUGCAACCAAGAUAGCGUAUCUGUACCUCUCCAACAUCAAAAGAACCACCAACACUGUCUUUGUUUCUAUAUAAUGCAGUGGUAAGGUUGUAGAUGUGGCACAAUGCCAAGUAAUUUAGGAAAGGUUAGUUUUGUUAAUGACCUCCAAGUGAAAUCCUUCAUUGCAUUCGUCUUUGCAUUAGUAAUAAUAUUAAAUAUUAUAUUUUCUUUUUAGAUUCCAAAAGUGUUUGUAUGGUUACACAACAUCCCCAUCAAAAAAUGACAAGAAAUUCAUCACAAGUCCUUCCUUUAACGUAAAAGUAACCCAUUGUAUUUUUGAUAUGGAUGGAUUAAUGUUCGAUACCGAAACGAUUUAUGAACAAGUUUACAAAAAAAUAGCCAACCAAUACGGCAAACAAUUCACGGAAGAAUUAAAAGUUAAGAUAAUGGGACGGCCGGAACUUGAUGGCGCAAACGUUUAUGUCAAAGAAUUGGGGAUUCCUUUAUCUGGUGAACAGUUCUUAAAGGUGUUUAAGCCAAUGGCUAGGUCUCACUUUCAAAAUCCUAGGAUAAUGCCUGGGGUAGAAAAAUUAGUGAGACAUUUAGCCAAACAUAGCAUUCCAUUGGGAGUUGCAACAUCAAGCCACAAAGACGACGAAGCGAUUAAAACGCAAAACCAUCGCGAUUUUUACAGGUUAUUUCAUCACACGGUGUGCGGUUCAAGCGAUCACGAAGUAAAACAUGGAAAACCCGCACCCGACAUUUAUUUAAUUUGUGCUGCUCGAUUUCCCGAUAAACCAAAACCAGAAAAUGUCCUUGUUUUUGAAGAUGCACCAAAUGGAGUUGCGGGAGCUAUUGCAGCGGGAAUGUCUUGUGUGAUGGUACCGGAUCCAACUAUUUUUAAACAUUUACCAAAACUUCUUACAGCUCAACCCACCUUAAUAUUAUCUUCCAUGACAAAGUUUAAACCCGAAUUGUUUAAUUUACCAAAAUUUGAUUGAUUUAACAUUAUUAUUAUUUAAUGUAACUUUUUAUUUUUUUGUUUAUAUAUAAUCUAUAAACGAU